Molecule: messenger RNA, 807 nt
Organism: Hydatigera taeniaeformis
Lineage: Eukaryota; Metazoa; Platyhelminthes; Cestoda; Cyclophyllidea; Taeniidae
Source: the annotation of a GenBank genome assembly
AUGAACCAAGAGACCAACACAGACGUGGUCACAGAAAUUCGAGGUGGAAAGCGGAGUGGAUGGGAUCACAAUGAUGAGUUUGCACACAUCGACCGCAGCAAACCGAAAUUCGGUCAAAUAUAUGAGCUUUUUAUUCAAUUUUGUGAAAACACCUCACUGCGAGGUGUACCGCGGAUCGUCCGUGCUUCUGAUCGCCGGAAACGCUUGCUUUGGUUAAACUUCGUCACCAUCUUCUUCAUUUCAUGCAUAGCCUGCUUGAUAAUGAUAACGAAUCAGUACCUACAGUAUGAUGUGAUUCAUCAAGCGAAGCGCAUUUUCGAUGCUCCUAGAGCAUUCCCCUCGCUCACCAUAUGCAAUUUGAGACCCUUUAAGUCGUCUGAUGUGGAUCGUCUAAUUCGCCAAGGUGCAGUUCCUGUACAGGCCUACUUUGAUGCCAUAAUGAGGGUGGCCUCAACUCUGGAAAAGCGCUAUGCCAGUCAAUUCACAACACUCCUUUCCCUCGAGUCCUAUCUCCUAAACCUGCCUGAGGGCAUGGAAUCAAGCAAUUUGGGUCACCGCCUCGAACAACUGGUGCAAACAUGCGUUGUCCUCUAUCAGAACGGUACGUCAAUCAGAGGCACCAACUGUCGCAAAGCGGGACAUUGGGUGAAGACGCUAGAUCGAAUUUAUCACAAUUGCUACACCUAUGAAGUGGAUCCCCAAAUUAGAGCCCAGACGCUGAGCGUGGAAAUGGUCCUCUACCUCGAUAACAUAGUUGAGCACACAAACUGCUUUGAUUGUCAGGUAAAAGACUGUUGCAAUCGCUAA